CGCACCCACUUCCGCCAGCAAUUGAGGAGUUCGCCGCGUAGUUAGAGUGGGGGCGGUCACGUGACGCACGGGCCGCGUUCGGGUCUUGUCACGUGUGCGGCGGGGGUUAAAGUGAAAAUGGCGGCUGCCGGGGGCCUGGACGAGAGGAGCAGCCGGGAGCUGUGGACCAUCCUGCUGGGCCGAUCUGCUAUGAGAGAUCCUAUUCAGAUCAAAGCAGAGCUGGACCGAUAUGGCAAAAGAUUACUUCAGGGAUUAUCCUUCUACAAACCACCCAGUACGGGCUCUGCCGAAAAGUUGAAGGCAAAAAAGAAUUUAGCUCCAGCCUUAAAAGAACUUGGGCAGCGGGUCAGCAAAUUUCUGGGCCUGGAUGAGGAGCAGAGCGUACAGCUGCUGCAGUGUUAUCUCCAGGAUGACUACAGAGGGACACAGGACUCUAUAAAGCUGGUACCACAGGAUGAACGGCAGAGCCAGGCCCUGAUGCUGAAGAUAGCUGACUAUUAUUAUGAAGAGCGGAUUUGUAUGCUACGCUGCGUCCUGCUGCUGCUGACCUACUUCCAGGAUGAAAAGCAUCCGUACAAGAAAGAAUUCAAUGACUGCAUGGAUAUGCUGGAGCGGGAGGACUUGAUGGGGAAAUAUCGCAAGCACUUUGAAGAUCUGUGCAAGCAAGAAGCACCCACGUGGGAAACGCAUGGGAAUCUUAUGACUGAACGUCAGGUGUCCCGGUGGUUUGCGCAGUGUCUACGAGAGCAAGCAAUGCUGCUGGAGAUCAUCUUUCUCUAUUAUGCCUACUUUGCCAUUUCCCCCUCCAACCUACUGGCGCUUACUAGGCUGUUCAAAGAGCAAGGAUUUGGGCGUAGACAACAAAAUCGUCACUUGGUUGAGCAAAGCUUAGACCCUUUAGUAGACAGAAUUGGAUAUUUUGAAGUUCUCAUCCUGAUGGAAGGAAUCGACAUGGAUACUCUGCAGGACUACGUUCUGAAGGAUGACCUGGAGCAUCCAUUUACUAACGAACAACAGUUCUGCAAGGACAUGGACAACAUCUUGUUAACCUUUGGAGAUAUCCCUCACCACGCUCCUGUCCUCCUGGCCUGGGCUCUGCUGCGGCACACUCUGAGCCCAGAUGAAGCGGCCACAACCGUCCGCAAAAUGGGCAGUAUAGCCGUCCAGCUCCAUGUCUUCAAGUAUCUGACAACGUUGCUACGAGCCCUUGGUAGUGGCGAGAAUAAUUGUACAACCAGCACCGCGUGUCUGUGCGUCUACAGUCUGCUGUGUUUCGCUUUGACUUCCAUGGAGGAACAUACUCUGGGCAAACAGCAGGAUAUUAUUGAUACAGUUUGUCAAGUGAUGACUGCCCCUAAUCUCUCUGAUCUCUUCUGGAAUACCGAUACCACCAUAGGACUUGGCAUCUUGCUGGACAGCGUGUGUACGAUGUUCCCCUAUCAGCUGGCUCCUCUUCUCCAAUUGUUCACCGCUCUUGUCUCAAACAAGUCCACGGCCAAGAAGGCUUAUACCUUCCUAGAUAAAAUGGUAUUUUACACCGAGCAGUAUAAGCACAAGCCUCACGAUGUCAUGUCACACGAUGAUGAGACGCUCUGGAGGAGACAGACCCCUAAACUGUUGUACGCAUUAGGACUGGGUCAGACCAACCUGCGUAUACCACAGGGGACAAUUGGGCAAGUGAUGUCUGAUGAACGUGGAUUCUUAGUGCGCUGGGAAUACUCGUAUAGCAGCUGGACCCUCUUCACCUGCGAGAUUGAGAUGCUGCUUCAUGUUGUGUCCACAGCAGAUGUGAUUCUGCAUUGUCACAGAGUGAAGCCCAUCAUUGACCUUGUGCACAAAGUUAUUAACACAGACCUGUCUAUCGCGGACUAUCUUCUGCCCAUCACCUCUCGGAUUUACAUGCUGCUUCAGAGGUUAACAACGGUCCUGAACCCCCCAAUGGAUUUCAUCGCUUCCUGUGUGAACUGCCUGACUGUUUUAGCUACACGAAUGCCUGGAAAGGUUUGGACAGAUUUGCACCACACAGGAUUUCUGCCCUUUGCUUCCAGUUCCUCAUCCAGUCACAUAAUCAGCACUGAAAAUAUGAAUGCUGGAGGAUACGGGACCCUCCUGGGGAUCGAGCAGUCCCACGGGGAAUAUAGCGUCAGCAUCUCGUUCCUCCGCCUUGUUACCACAUUAGUGAAGGGUCAGCUUGGCAAUAUGCAAAGUCAAGGUCUGGUGCCUUGUAUUCUGUUUGUGUUGCGAGAAAUGCUUCCCAAUUACCACAGGUGGCGCUACAACUCCCAUGGUGUGAGGGAAAACCUUGGGUACCUGAUCUUGAAUCUGAUACAUGCCAUCCUCAACCUCUGCCCGGAUAUGGAUCCACAAAGCAGCUCCCCAAACCUGCAGAGCUUGUGCAUCUUCAGUCUGACCAACACCGAGGCGGGACAGGCCGUCAUUAACAUCAUGGGGAUCGGAGUGGACACCAUCAACGUGGUUAUGGCCUCUCAGGCAGGGAGUAGUGGAACAGAAGGACAAGGCCAGAUGCUAAUUCAGACGGUUAAGUUGGCGUUUUCCAUAACCAAUAAUGUCAUCCGGUUGAAGCCGCCAUCUAGCGGAGUGUCCCCCCUGGAGCAGGCGCUCACACAGCACGGAGCUCACGGGAACAACCUCAUUGCUGUCCUGGCAAAAUAUAUUUACCAUAAAUAUGAUGCUUCAUUGCCACGACUGGCUAUACAACUGCUCAAACGUCUGGCUACGGUGGCCCCCAUGUCGGUGUAUGCCUGUCUGGGAAGUGACGCGGCUGCUAUCCGGGACGCCUUUCUUAACCGUCUGCAGUGCAGCAUAGAGGACAUGCAGAUAAAGGUCAUGAUCCUGGAAUUCCUCACUGUUGCUGUAGAGACCCAGCCGGGGCUCAUUGAACUCUUCCUGAAUUUGGAGGUGAAGGAUACUAAUGGCACAAAGGAGUAUAGUCUGGGCCAAUGGAGCUGCCUGCAGGUUGUCCUGGACCUAAUAGACCUCCAGAAAUCUGACCGGUUUUGGUGCACACCUCAGCUACACCGCUCCGCCAUCGCUUUUCUACAUGCCUUAUGGCAGGAUCGUCGCGACAGUGCAAUGACCGUCCUAAGAAUCAAGCCCAAUUUCUGGGAGAACCUGACAGCUCCUCUCUUUGGGACUCUUGUGCCCCCCUCAGAAUCUUCGGAUCUCAGCGUGCUGGAGACCUGCGCUUUCAUCAUGAGAAUUAUCUGCCUGGAGAUCUACUACGCGGUUCAUGGUUCUCUGGAUAAGUCUCUGAAGAGCAUUCUGGAGAAGUUCUCCAAGGACGGACGCUUCACUUACUGGUCAAACUACAUGCAGUCACUGGUGCUGCGGGUGGCGGAGACAGAAGGCAGCUGCAGUUCACUCACGGAGUACCAGAUGCUGCUGUCAGCCUGGCGGGUGCUGCUCAUCAUUUCCACGCAUUAUGCGGACGUAAUGCUCCUGACAGACGUGAAAGUAAAGCAGGCACUUUUCCAGGACAUCUUGUCUGGAACAGAAAUUUUGUUCCAGGUCCCCAGUUCGGCCCCUUGUCUGCAGCUCGGCUUUAUGCUCUGUACUCUGAUGAUGAUUUUACUCCGACGCUGGAAGAACGAACUCAAUUCACCCGAGAACAUCCUCAAGUCUCUGGCAAGAAUCCUAGAUGGGGUCCUGCAGGCCGAUAAACAGCAAAUGGAGAAGGCUAAAGCGCGAGUCUUCUCCUCCCUGAUCUGUGUCUUGGAGAUGAAACAGAUGAAAGCCAGCAGUAUCCCCCAGUACCAGCAGCUGGUCCUCAGCGUCUGUGAGAAUCUACAGGAAGAGGUGAUGUCGCUUAUAAAUGAGACCCGCCAUGGACUGACAACUGGGGAAGGAGCGGAGGACAAGGACAGCAUGGAAACUGAUGAUCUGCCCAGAACCAGGCACAAAGACCAACGUGAUACGGUCUGUGUGCUGGCAUUACACUUGGCCAAAGAGCUGUGCCAAGCCGACGAAGAUGGAGACCAGUGGCUACAGGUCAUCCGGCAGCUGCCUGUGUUGCCCAUGCUGUUCAGUGCCCUGGAGAUCAGCCUCAGGGGCAAACAGAACCUCCAUUUCUGUGAAGCUUCUUUUCACCUCUUGUUCACUUUGGCUAAAACACACCAGGGAGCGGCAGCCAUAGCAGGUGCUGGCAUCACUCAGAGUAUGUGUUUGCCUCUCCUGAGUGUUUACCAGCUGAGUGCGAAUGGUGUGAGCACGGUACAGCCUCCCCUCUCCUCCCGUAAAGCUGUCGAUGCCCCCUCUUGGCCGGGCGUCUACCGACUGACGGUCUCCCUAAUGGAAAGGCUGCUAAAAACUCUACGAUAUAAUUUCCUCACAGAUGCCUUAGACUUCAUAGGUGUUCAUCAGGAGAGGAUAUUACAGUGCCUGAGUGCCGUACGCACCGUGCAGAGUUUAUCCUGUUUGGAAGAGGCAGAUCACACCGUCGGCUUCCUGCUGCAGCUCUCCAACUUCACCAAAGAAUGGCAUUUCCACCUGCCUCAGUUAAUGAAAGACAUACAGGUCAGUUUGUGUUACUUGUGCCAAUCCUGCACCUCACUGCUGUACAGCCGCAAGAUGCUGCAACAUUACUUACAGAUAAAAAGUGGGGAAGCUGUGACCUCUGGUUCAGCCUCCCGUGGUCAGCGCACCCCCCAAACCCCAUCCAAGCAGUCGAAACCAGAAAGCGAGGCCUUAGAACUGAGAGCGCUGCGCUCGGUCCAACACAGUCUACUGAAGAUCCUCAGCAAAACACUGGCCGCACUGAGAGCUUUCACACCAGAUCUCUGCCAGAUACUUCAGCCUCUGGACCUGGCACAGUAUCAGCUGCUCUUGGCUCUGAACUUCAGCACUCCAGCAUUCGAUGCAGAUGUUGCGCCAUCGUUCGGCACGUUCCUGGCGACUGUAAACGUGAUGCUCAACAUGCUGGGAGAGAUGGAUAAGAAGAAAGAUCCUCUGUUCCCAUCUGCGGCCCCUGCAAGUCCUUCAGAUGAAAACAAGAACAUCAGGCCUCUGUUGCUGUUUAUUAUCGAGAACUGUUUUUACCUGUCCAUCUCGCAAGCUGUGCGCUAUCUGCGGGACCAGUCAGUGCACCCCCGGGACAAGCAGCGCAUGAAACAGGAACUUGGAUCUGAACUGAGCACCCUUCUCUCCAGUCUGAAUCGCUACACCCGGCGGGGGGUCACAUCAUCUUCUCCGGCUGCCGGUGUUUUGCCUUCGCCUCAGCCCAAAGCUGGAAUUUCCGUUAAGGCGGCCCCGGAGGCCCAGGAGCCCAUAAUCCAGCUGGUUCAGGCCUUUAUAAGGCACGUACAGAGAUAAAGAAUACUCUGUCUGGUGGGGACUUGGUGGUUACUGUGUACACACCUUCACCAUCAGCGAUCCUGGACUAUAAACAUUCAUAAAAAAGGUACACGGCCUCCACGAAACAACUGUAUAUACCAGACAUCGAAGAGAACCAGGAAUAAUAUUGGGAACAAGGCCGGUGACGCUGCUACAUCUCCAUCGGGGGGCGCCCCUCCUUGGUGCAGUGACUCCUUUAGACACGCAUGCUGCCUGUGUGUGUUUGCCGCUUUUUCCUUUUUUUUUGUACUGUUACUAUGAUUUUCUUGUAUUUUUUUUUGACAUUGUAUUUAUACUGACAGUAAAAAGACAUUUCCAGAUCCGUGCGUACAGAUCAGUCCUGUUCGGCCGCCAUGCAGGAAUGAGAGAAUUUAUUAAUAUCUAAUCAAACACAGACAGGCAAUAAAUAACACUCAGGAAUCAAAUCAACGGAGCGGAUGAUAGGUGGAGUAGUUAGAAAACAGGAAGCUGUCCCAAUAUACAUUAGAAAUGAUUGGCUUCCAGUGAGCGUGCAGAAUCGGGGGUGGGGGGGGGUCUCCUGAGCGCAACGUAUCCUUUUUAUAUGUAUAUGAAAAGCCACAUUGUAACAUAUAUCCUGUAUAAAUCGGCUAUAAAUCUUACAUUCAGAGUAUAAUAGUGUCAUCUAAACAGUAUGGCUGCACAGUCGUAGUAGGACGUUGCAUACUAGUGAUAAGGUCAUUGCUUCCAAUGUCGUCCUAAUACUGCCAUUGUGUUGUCCGACCCGUUCUCUGACUGUUUUCGGGGUAAGUUCACACGGAACAGAAAAGCUGCAGAUUUUUAGCUGACAGGUAAAAUCCGAAGAGGAUUACAUGACCAGGCAGGAGGAUGAGGCUUUAUAAAUAUUUUACAUGCUGAAAAAUUUGGACAUCGCCCCCUAUAGGUGUGAAAUGCACAGUGACUCCACAUGUGACAAACGGACCUAACGUUGUUAUAUCUUCAGGUGAAACAGACAUUAAAGGGGUAUUCCAGG
This is a messenger RNA of Hyla sarda, 6340 nucleotides long. RefSeq names its product nucleoporin 188 (gene NUP188). The transcript is spliced from 44 exons. Gene Ontology annotation, molecular function: structural constituent of nuclear pore. Bases 118 to 5328 code for a protein of 1736 amino acids. Gene Ontology annotation, biological process: protein import into nucleus; RNA export from nucleus. The record is from RefSeq and is a predicted model, not a curated record. NCBI's taxonomy places the organism in Eukaryota, Metazoa, Chordata, Amphibia, Anura, Hylidae. Gene Ontology annotation, cellular component: nuclear pore inner ring.